This is a messenger RNA of Acaulospora morrowiae, 216 nucleotides long. The record is from the annotation of a GenBank genome assembly. Lineage: Eukaryota; Fungi; Glomeromycota; Glomeromycetes; Diversisporales; Acaulosporaceae.
AUGCUUGACAAUAACGAAAAUUCUUCAGCCCCAGACGAUCACUCAGUAGAAAGGAAGAUCGAAAUCGCUCGCCGUGUCCAACAGGACAGAGAACAGAUACAACAGGUUGCUGUUCAACCGACACCUUUAUCAAUCCAAGGAACGUGCUUUUGUGAUCCGUCGUCCACGAAUCUGCCAACCGUCUUGCGAGCUGGCGAAGGACCACUAAAAUACUGA